AUGAGUUGGGCGGAAGUGCCACCACACCGGAACAGUGAGCCGAUUAUUCAAAAAGGGACCAAGAGGACUCAACCUUUGCCUAGAAGCCAAUCCAAUGCUCAAGACCACAUAAUCGCCGAAAGAAAACGCAGAGAGAAGCUUACUCAAAGAUUUGUAGCUCUUUCCGCUCUAGUUCCUGGCCUUAAAAAGAUGGACAAGGCUUCUGUGUUGGGAGAUGCACUAAAGCAUAUAAAGUAUCUCCAAGAAAAAGUGGGAGAGUUGGAGGAAGAGAAGAAAGAGAGAAGAUUGGAAUCAAUGGUACUUGUGAAGAAGUCUAAGCUGAUUUUGGACGAUAAUAAUCAGUCAUCUUCUUCUUCUUCAUGUGAAGAUGGCUCUUCGGGCUUGGAUCUGCCUGAGAUCGAAGUAAGAUUCUCGGAUAAAGAUGUUUUAAUCAAGAUCCUUUGCGAGAAGCAAAAAGGCCAUAUUGCCAAGAUUAUGGCUGAGAUUGAGAAUUUGCGUUUCUUGACAAUAACUAAUUCAAGUGUAUUGCCAUUUGGACCAACUCUUGACUUCACCAUUAUAGCUAAGAAGGAGAGUGAUUUCGACAUGACACUCAUGGAUGUUGUAAAGAGCUUGAGGUCUGCUUUAUCGAAGUUCAUGUGAUUGUUUCAAAGUUUCAUGCUUAUACGUUAGGAGAUCUAGUUGAACAUAUCGAAGAAUUAAUCAUAAGUGUUUUUAUUCCAUGAAAAUGUUCGUUUAAAUAAUGAUAAGUUGUAUGAUUGAUGGAUUUUGUCGUCUCUAUUUCACUUACUUUUCCCUUUUUUUUGUGUAUUCAUUCAUAU
Camelina sativa (false flax) is the source of this 821-nucleotide messenger RNA. The record is from RefSeq and is a predicted model, not a curated record. NCBI's taxonomy places the organism in Eukaryota, Viridiplantae, Streptophyta, Magnoliopsida, Brassicales, Brassicaceae.